Molecule: messenger RNA, 5133 nt
Organism: Aphidius gifuensis
Lineage: Eukaryota; Metazoa; Arthropoda; Insecta; Hymenoptera; Braconidae
Gene: ry
Product: xanthine dehydrogenase
Exons: 6
Coding region: 584-4702 (1372 amino acids)
Molecular function (GO): iron ion binding; molybdopterin cofactor binding; FAD binding
Source: RefSeq, a predicted model, not a curated record
UUUUCGAAAUAAAAAAUCGAAAUUUACACUGGUUAAAAAAAAAAUAAAAAGAGUAGGGUUUUAUAAGUUUCCCCACUUUUUUAAGAUGAGAAAAACUAAACGUAAGCUAAGUCCCAAAAUACAAGAAAAACCAGUUGUCAUUUUGGGACCAACACAUCAUCUAGAAAUUUUUAUCAAAGUUGAAUAAAAGAUAUAUAUUUUUUCAACAUAAACCAACAUGUUUGUAUAAGAUUUUGUUUUAUCAAAGAUAUGUUAUCUCGGCAAUCGAUAUGCAGCUGAUAAAUGAUACUUGAAUAUAUCAUUUUUUUUUAUUUUUUCGUAUUUUAUUACACUCGUGGUUGGAUAAAUAUUUACGUAAACAGCUGCUUGAUACAAUUGACGUAGUAUUAAAUAUUAUCAAGUCACACAAUAAACUCUCAGUACUCUCGAUUAAUCUAAAUUAUCAUAUAAUUUUAAUGAUUUUUUAUAUUUAAUUUGAUAACCCGACUGAACUUUAAGCAGUGUGUGUCUAAAUAUCAUUUUGUUCUUCAGUUUGAACGCCAUCAUUGCAACUGGAUAUUUUAUAUAUUUUUCAAAAUAAAAAAUGGGGAAACCAGAGGAUGAUGACAAAGGAAUUGUCGACUCAUAUGAAAGUCAAUUUAACACUGACAAUGAUAAAAAAAUAAAAAUAUCAAACACACUUGUUUUUUAUGUCAAUGGAAGAGAAAUUAUUGACAAAGAUGUUAAUCCAGAAUGGACAUUGUUAUAUUAUCUUCGUAAUAAAUUACGAUUAACUGGAACAAAAUUAGGAUGUGCUGAGGGUGGAUGUGGUGCUUGUACAGUGAUGGUGUCACGUUAUGAUAGAAAACAAAUGAGAAUAUUUCAUUUGGCUGUUAAUGCAUGUUUAGCACCAAUUUGUAGUGUACAUGGUAUGUCAGUGACAACAGUUGAAGGUCUAGGAAGUACAAGAACAAAAUUACAUCCAGUACAAGAAAGAAUUGCCAAGGCACAUGGAUCACAGUGUGGUUUUUGUACACCUGGUAUUGUCAUGUCAAUGUAUGCCUUGUUACGUACAUUAUCAAAACCAAAUAUGCAUGACCUUGAGAUUGCAUUUCAAGGAAAUUUAUGUAGAUGCACAGGAUACAGACCAAUCAUAGAAGGCUUCAGAACAUUUACAGAAGACUGGGAACAAUCUCAAUUACUUUCAAAACUUGAAAAUGAUACCAACUCUGAGAAGCCAUGUGCACUCGGUGAUGCAUGCUGUAAAAGACAAUUUACAUCCGCUCCAACUGAGGUUUUUGAUGCAAAUGGCUUCACUCCAUAUGAUCCAAGUCAAGAAUUUAUAUUUCCACCAAAACUCAAACUAUUUGAUCAUCUUGACUGUGAAUAUCUUAUUAUUAAAUCAAAUAAUGUAACAUGGUAUCGUCCAAUUGUAUUAAAUGAUUUACUUAAAUUAAAAAAUGAUCAUCCAAAUGCUAAAAUUAUUGUUGGCAACAGUGAAAUUGGUGUUGAAGUUAAAUUUCGUCAUUUAAUUUAUCCAGUUUUAAUUCAACCAACAUUAAUACCAGAAAUGAAAGAAUUUAAAAUACAAUCAGAUAAUAUAGUAAUUGGAGCUGCUCUUUCACUUAUGGAAAUUGAUGAAAAUUUAAAUAAUAUUAUUGGAGUUUAUCCAGAAUAUAAAACACGAAUUUUCAAAGAAAUUCGUGGUAUGUUGCACUGGUUUGCUGGUAAACAAAUAAGAAAUGUUGGUUGUCUUGGUGGUAAUAUUAUGACGGGAUCACCAAUAUCUGAUAUGGUACCAGUGUUAAUGGCAGCAAAGACUCUAUUAAAUAUUUGUAGUCUAAAAAAUGGCUACAGACAAGUUCCUCUUGAUCAUACAUUUUUUACUGGUUACAGAAAAAAUGUUAUACAACCAGAUGAAAUUUUAGUGUCAAUUGAAAUACCUUUUUCUUGUGAAAAUCAAUAUUUCAUUGCCUAUAAACAAGCUAAACGUCGUGAUGAUGAUAUUGCAAUUGUAAAUAUGGCAUUUAAUGUAUUUUUUAAAGCUCCAAGUAGUGAUGAAGUUACUGAGGCACAUUUGGCAUAUGGUGGAAUGGCACCAACAACAAAAUUAGCAUUAAAAACAUGUGAAACUAUGAUUGGACAAAGAUGGACAUUUGAUUUAGUGGAAAAAAUUUAUGAUUCACUUGUUGAAGAAUUUCCACUUCCAGAUAAUGUACCUGGUGGUAUGGUUUUAUACAGAAGAUCAUUGACACUAAGUUUAUUUUUUAAAGCUUUUAUUAAUAUUAAAAAAAUCCUAGAAAAUAAAUAUGAAAAUUUAAAUGAUGAUGAUGAUGAUAAAGUACCAGAACAUUUAAAAUCAGCAUCAAAUACAUUUCCAUAUAUUCCACCAAAAAGUUCACAGUAUUAUCAAGUUGUAUCUAAAAAUCAAGAUCCAAAAGAUUUAAUUGGUCGACCAAUUAUUCAUGCAAGUGCUUACAAACAAGUUACAGGUGAAGCUAUUUAUUGUGAUGAUAUUCCUCACAUUGAAGGAGAACUUUAUAUGGCUUUUGUAUUAUCAACAAAGGCACAUGCUAAAAUAUUGAAAAUUGAUGCAAGAGAAGCCCUUGAGGUUGAUGGUGUUAAAGGAUUUUUUAGUGCUGAUGAUAUUCCAGAACAUAAUAGAGCAGUUGGACCAAUAUUUCAUGAUGAAGAAGUAUUUAUUUCAAAAGAAGUUACAUCACAAGGACAGCCAAUUGGUGCUAUUGUUGCUUGUGAUCAAAAUACAGCACAAAAAGCUGCUAGAUUAGUUAAAAUUGAUUAUGAAGACAUUGAACCAAUUAUUGUUAGCAUUGAAGAUGCAAUUAAUGUUAAAAGUUAUGCACCUGGAACACCAAAAUCAAUUAAAAAUGGUGAUCCUGAUGAAAAAUUUAAAAUAUGUCAUCAUAUUAUUGAGGGAGAAGUUAAAAUGGGAGGACAAGAACAUUUUUAUUUAGAAACACAUGCUGCUAUUGCUGUGCCAAAAGAAGGUGAUGAAAUUGAAAUUUAUUCAUCCACACAGCAUCCAUCAGAGGUGCAAAAAUUAGUUGCACAUGUACUUGGAGUGUCAAUGAAUCAAGUCAAUGUUAGAGUUAAAAGAAUGGGUGGAGGAUUUGGAGGUAAAGAAUCAAGAGGUAUGCUUGUAGCUCUUCCUGUAGCAUUGGCAGCAUGGAAACUUCAGAAACCAGUUCGUUGUAUGCUUGAUAGAGAUGAAGAUAUGAUGAUGACUGGCACACGUCAUCCUUUCAUGUUUCGAUAUAAAGUUGGCUUUAUGAAAUCUGGAAAAAUUGAAGCUGUUAAAAUUGAUAUUUAUAAUAAUGCUGGUUAUUCAAUUGAUUUAUCAAUUUCAGUUCUUGAAAGAUCUCUAUUUCAUUGUGAAAAUGCUUAUAAAUAUCCUGAUAUAUUGACAACUGGCUAUUGUUGUUUAACAAAUUUACCAUCAAAUACAGCAUUUCGUGGUUUUGGUGGACCACAAGGAAUGUUUGUAGCUGAAAAUAUAAUUUGGGAUAUUGCAAAUUUUCUUGAUAUACCAGCAGAUAAAGUAUCACAAUUAAAUCUUUAUCAAGAAAAUGACAUAACACAUUAUAAACAAAAAUUAAUUCGUUGUCCAUUGGAACGUUGUUGGUCACAGUGUCUUGUAACAUCUGAUUAUACAUCAAGAUUAAUUAAAAUUGAAGAAUUUAAUAAAAAACAUCGUUAUAGAAAAAAAGGAAUAUCAAUAAUACCAACAAAAUUUGGUAUUGCAUUUACAGCAUUAUUUUUAAAUCAAGGUGGUGCACUUGUACAUGUAUACAGAGAUGGAUCUGUAUUAAUAAGUCAUGGUGGUACAGAAAUGGGACAAGGUUUACACACAAAAGUUAUACAAGUUGCAUCUAGAAUAUUUAAAGUUGAUCCAAAUAAAAUACAUGUAUCUGAAACAGCAACUGACAAAGUACCAAAUACAUCAGCAACAGCAGCAAGUGCUGGAUCAGAUUUAAAUGGUAUGGCUGUUAUGAAUGCAUGCAAAACAAUUAUGCAAAGAAUUCAACAUAUUAUUGAUGAUGAGCCAAAUGGAACAUGGGAAGAUUGGAUAACAAAAGCAUAUUUUUCUCGUAUAAGUCUUUCGGCAACUGGUUUUUAUAGAACACCAGAUAUUGGAUAUGAUUUUCCAACAAAUACUGGUAUGGCAUUUAAUUAUUUUACAUAUGGUGUUGCUGCUAGUGAAGUAGAAAUUGAUUGUCUCACUGGUGAUCAUCAAGUAUUACGUACUGAUAUUGUUAUGGAUCUUGGUGAUAGUUUAAAUCCUGCAAUUGACAUUGGACAAGUUGAGGGUGGUUUUAUGCAGGGUCUUGGUUUAUUUACACUAGAAGAAAUGAUUUAUUCACCAAGUGGAACAAUGUUUAGUCGUGGUCCAGGUGCUUAUAAAAUACCUGGUUUUGGUGAUAUACCAUUGGAAUUUAAUGUAUCAUUAUUAAAAGAUGCACCAAAUCCAAGAGCUGUAUUUUCAUCAAAAGCCGUUGGUGAACCACCAUUAUUUUUAGCAUCAUCGGUUUUUUUUGCAAUUAAAAAUGCUAUUAAAGCUGCAAGAUAUGAUGCUGGUAUUUAUGGAGGUUUUAGAUUUGAUUCACCAGCAACAUCAUCAAGAAUACGAGUUGCUUGUACUGAUGAUUUAAUACGCAAGUUUCCUGUACCUGAUGUCACUAAAGCAUGGAACAAAAUUCCUUGAAUUAAUUAAUAAUCACAGUGUUGAAAAAUAUAUAUUUUAAAAUGAGAUAAAAGUUUAAUUUAAUUAUGCGAUUAAAAAAAAAUAUAAAGUUAUAUAUAUUUUAUGAUAAAAACAAAAAAAGGAAAACAAAGUAAUUUAUGUUUUUAUGAAUUUUUUAUUGAUGUCGAGUGGAAAAUGUUAUGAAUAUUGUAAUGAUAUUUUAAAACUAUAGCAUGAAAUGAAAUACAAGAAAAUAAAAAAAAUAAAAAAAAUGAACAGUUCUGGAUCAUUAUGUUAUGACCGCAAGAGGCAAUGUGUCUGCCAAGCGAACCGAAUCUACCCUUCACGCUUUAAAAAGGUCAGUUAAAGCCACUGGCUUAAAUUUAUCCUGAACUCUUUUUUUUUCAUAUUUUUAUUUUCGUUUCUACUUGUAAUGCCUUGUGUUAUUAUUC